CAGUGUCCCACAAUGCCCGGAUUGGCCUCCCCCACAAAUACAACGUUAGUGAGUGUACUGAGUUUUGUAGCUAUGGCAGGACAGGAGAGAGCAGUACAUUUACUCAGGCAACUGCAAAGAGCAUCGUGCAGAUGCCCUGCACAUUCUCAUGGCUUUUCUCAAGCUCCAGAGCGUACUUCCUGUGGCAAAACAACUGACUACGCAUUUGAGAUGGCCUGUUCCAAUAUCAGAUAUGGACAAGGAGUUACAAAGGAAGUGGGCAUGGAUCUUCAGAAUCUGGGUGCCAAAAAUGUCUGUCUGAUGACUGAUAAGAACCUUGCUCGACUUCCUCCUGUGAAAGCAGUUUUCAACUCUUUAGCAAAACAUGGCGUUAACUUUAAGUUCUAUGAUAAAGUGCGUGUAGAACCUACUGACACCAGUUUUAAGGAAGCUAUAGAUUUUGCUAAGAGAGGACAGUUUGAUGCCUACGUGGCUGUAGGAGGGGGCUCUGUGAUUGACACCUGUAAAGCAGCCAACCUCUAUGCUUGCAAUCCUAAAGCAGAUUUCCUUGAUUAUGUUAACGCUCCCAUUGGGAAAGGAAAGCCGGUUACUGAUGUGCUGAAACCUUUCAUUGCAGUGCCUACCACAGCUGGUACUGGAAGUGAAACAACAGGGGUGGCAAUAUUUGACUUUGAAAGUCUGAAAGCAAAAACAGGAAUUGCCAGCAGGGCUAUCAAGCCAACACUAGGUAUGGUAGAUCCCUUGCACUCCUUGCACAUGCCACAGAGGGUCGCUGCUAACAGUGGAUUUGAUGUAUUGUGCCAUGCUUUGGAAUCCUACACUGCUCUUCCAUACAACAUGCGCAGUCCUUGUCCUCCAAACCCAAUCUACCGGCCUGCAUAUCAGGGAAGCAACCCUAUUAGCGAUGUCUGGUCCAAGCAUGCACUCAAUAUUGUGGCAAAGUAUAUGAAACGAGCUGUGAGGAAUGCUGAUGAUGUGGAGGCCAGGUCUAGCAUGCACUUGGCAAGCGUGUUUGCGGGAAUAGGAUUUGGAAACGCUGGAGUUCACCUCUGCCACGGAAUGUCAUACCCUAUAGCUGGACUUGUUAAGACCUACAGAGCUAAGGACUAUAAUGUGAAUCAUCCUUUGGUGCCUCAUGGCCUAUCAGUAGUUCUCACCUCUCCAGCAGUGUUCACUUUCACAGGAUCCAUGUGUCCUGAACGUCACCUUGAAGCAGCUGAAAUACUAGGGACCAACGUCCGCAACGCAAAGCGGGAGGAUGCUGGGCUUAUUUUGGCAGACACUCUCCGGAAAUUCUUGUUUGAUUUGAAUGUUGAUGAUGGCCUGAGCGCCGUUGGUUACACUAAAGAAGAUAUUCCUGCCUUAGUCAAAGGCACCAUACCGCAGGAAAGAGUAACCAAACUGGCACCAAGACCUCAAACAGAAGAGGACCUGUCGAGCCUGUUUGAAGCUUCUAUGAAACUUUACUAACACAGUGAAAUACAGUCUGAGAAUCACAAACAAGGAUACUCUGAACGAUUAUAUUAAGAUAUGUUGCCCUCUAAUCUGUUACAUGCAAUAUUUAAAAUGAAAAGCAGUAGAAUGUCAAAAAUCUGUGUCAGAAAUUCAGGCUUUGAUAUGAGUUAUACAGUAUGUGCAAAGUACUGUACACACUUAUACCAUUUUAUUAUUUUAAUUUAAAUUAUAAAAAAGCAACUGUAAUAAAUAUGUAUGUUAUAAAAAAUAAAAAAAAAAACCUGACUAUCCACAAUCCCAAGAAUAU
Acipenser ruthenus (sterlet) is the source of this 1762-nucleotide messenger RNA. RefSeq names its product alcohol dehydrogenase iron containing 1 (gene adhfe1). Bases 13 to 1470 code for a protein of 485 amino acids. Gene Ontology annotation, cellular component: mitochondrion. The transcript has 14 exons. Gene Ontology annotation, molecular function: metal ion binding; alcohol dehydrogenase (NAD+) activity. The record is from RefSeq and is a predicted model, not a curated record. Lineage: Eukaryota; Metazoa; Chordata; Actinopteri; Acipenseriformes; Acipenseridae.